Molecule: messenger RNA, 975 nt
Organism: Scleropages formosus (Asian bonytongue)
Lineage: Eukaryota; Metazoa; Chordata; Actinopteri; Osteoglossiformes; Osteoglossidae
Product: C-X-C chemokine receptor type 2-like
Exons: 2
Coding region: 70-975 (301 amino acids)
Biological process (GO): G protein-coupled receptor signaling pathway; neutrophil chemotaxis; positive regulation of cytosolic calcium ion concentration
Cellular component (GO): membrane; external side of plasma membrane
Molecular function (GO): C-C chemokine receptor activity; C-C chemokine binding
Source: RefSeq, a predicted model, not a curated record
GAGCAUAAUAAUUUCACUCCGUUUUGCUCCAGCCUACAAGUUUGUUUCAAGAGAUCAAAAGGGAUAAGAAUGCCUACUGGACUACUUCUUCCGGUGGCUCAUUUGCAGAAUGUCACUGUUACCUAUACAGAUUUUACCAUCAACCCUGACACUUACGCAUGCUUCCCGUCAGAAGCUGUUCCUCAUCCCGCUGUCCAAGUGGCUCUCCUGCUUCUAGCAUUCACGCUGGGGUUCAUGGGCAACUUCUCUGUUCUGGUGCUUGUCGGCUGCCCACAGUUUCAGAGAGCAUCUCUGGGAAUAUACCUCUUAAACCUGGCUGCAAACGACCUUCUGUCUGCACUUUGCAUGGUGUUAAGAGCCAUCGACGCAAGCUCAGGGUGGACUUUGGGAGACGUGGGCUGUAGGGUGCUCUCCAUGUUGAGCGAUCAGGCCCUUUACACAGGGGUCCUGCUCCUGGGGGGACUCUGCAUGCACUCUUUGAGGAGAGCCAACAGCCACUUGCUGUGCACCUUAGCCUGGGUGUUUGGGUUCUUCAUCGCCCUCCCAGCUGUCCUCUUCAGCCGGGUGUCCCACCUGUCGGGCCACAUUCUCACCUGUCAACAGCAUAAAGGGAGGGCCUUGGAGCUUCCCUUGAGCCUACUCAAGAACCUGGUUGGGUUUGCCAUCCCUCCACUGCUCUUCAUCUUGUCAAGUCUACCUUAUGUGUGCUUCCGGAGCAACGACUGGAAAAAUAAAUGGGAAAAGUCCCUCAUUCUUUCGCUGACUCUGGCAUUCACGAUCUUCCGCAGUCCUUAUCACAUUAGUGCCUUUGCUAGCACACUGAUGAGUGGAAAUAUCAUUGAAGUGAAUUGUCACCUGUUGUUCAGCACAGAGAGAGCCAUUGGUGUCACACAAAUGCUGUCCAACUGUCACUGUUUUGUCAACCCAAUCUUAUACUGCCUCCUUUGGAAUAAGAUUAGAGAAUUUCUUUGUUGA